Messenger RNA from Monoraphidium neglectum, 1029 nucleotides. RefSeq lists its product as hypothetical. The record is from RefSeq and is a predicted model, not a curated record. The coding region runs from base 1 to 1029 and encodes 342 amino acids. Lineage: Eukaryota; Viridiplantae; Chlorophyta; Chlorophyceae; Sphaeropleales; Selenastraceae. The transcript is spliced from 2 exons.
AUGAAAUUUUGGCGCGGCGAGCAUCGAAGCAAGAAGCACCUGGCCGCGGACUGGGAUGCCGAGCGCCGCGACACGCCCUCCCGCGACACGACCAAGCAGGCCGCACCCACGCCCUUCUCAGCGCCGGCGCCGGCGGCAGUGCCCGCCAGAGCCAAGGAGGCGCAGCCGACGCCGCGCGCGGCAGCGGCUAGCGGGCCGCCAGCGGCAGCGCUCACUGGCGAUGUGCUAACGCAGGCAGGCGUUGAGGAGCGGGAGGCCGCCGCCGAGAGUGCGGCUCCGCACGACGUGGCACCCGAGGAGGUGCGGCUCAGCGGCGCUGAGCAGCUGUCACGGGCGCAGCUGCCCCCAGCGCCGGUGCACGCCGAGGCGGCGGGGCAGCUGGCAACCGAGGAGGCGAGCCAGGAGGAGCCGGCGGCCCAGCUCACGGCAGCCGGCCUGCCCUCGCCGGUGGCGCCGCCCAGCAGCAUGCAGCUGCCGCUGCGCGCGCCGCUGGAGCCGGCGGGUGCGGAGGACGAGGCCGAGGAGGCCGGGGGAUACGGGGCCGCGCAGCCUGCGGCCCCUGCGACGACUCCCACCAUGGCAAUGCCAGUAGACGCCCCGGUGCCCGCCCAGGCCCCCGCCGCGCCCCAGCCCAAGCCGGCAGCCAGGGGUGCCGCCUCGGCCGCGGCACAGGCGGUCAAGUCGCCCGCAGCCAGGGGGACCCCCGCCAGGACCCACGGCUCCAAGGCGCCCGCCACACCGCCGGCCCGGUCGCCGGCGGCCCGGGCCGCAGGGCCGCCCGCUGCCGCCCCCGGAGCCAGGGCCCCGCCGGCCGCGACGCCCACGCCGCCGCGCGCCGCCAAGUCGGCUUUCGGAAGGGCCGCUGCCGCCGCUACGACGCCGCCGCCCCAGGACGCCGCCGCCGCGGCGGGCGGCCCGCGGGGGCCUGCGCGCACGCCGCAGCGGGCAGAGGCGUGUGGCAAGAGCCCCAGCUUUGCGCGGCCCACGGCUGCGUCGCUGGCCAGGGCGCAGUCCGGAAAGCAGGCGUGA